AUGCAGUGUUCGUGGAAGUCGGUGGUUCUCUUGGCGUUGGCAUCGGUCGCCAUCCAGUACACGGCCAUACGAACUUUGACCUCCACCUCCUACCUGCUCUGCCCCGCCCACUCCAACAGCAGCUCCGCCCCCUUCUCAGCUGACUCCGCCUACGAGCGCGACGACCUGAGGGGCGGCUGUGACGAGGAGCACCUGUCAAACUCCACCCGCCGGACGCAGGUGCUGCUCCUGACGACCACCCGUUGCGGCUCCACGUUCAUCGGGCAGCUCCUCAACCAGCACCCGGACGUCUUCUACCUGUUUGAGCCUCUGUACCACGUCCAGGCCUCCAUCGUCCCGCGCAUCCACAUGGCCUCCGACCGGCAGGUGAUGUUGGGGGCCAGUCGUGACCUUCUGUGGAGCCUGUUCCAGUGUGACCUUUACGCCCUGGAGAGCUACGUCCGCCCCGCCCCCGCCAACCACAUGCUGGACAACCUGUUCCGCCAGGGCGCCAGCCGGAACCUGUGCCAGCCGCCCGUGUGCCAGGCCUUCAAACCCGGCGAGUCGUUGGAGGAGUGGCAGUGCAAGAAGAAGUGCAGCCCGCUCAACCUGACGCUGGCGGCGCAGGCGUGUCGAGAGAAACCCCACGUCGCCAUGAAGACGGUACGAAUGCCGGUGGUGGAAGACCUGCGCCCCCUGCUGGAGGACCCUCGUCUCAACAUUAAAGUGAUCCAGCUGGUGCGGGACCCUCGGGGGAUCCUCAGCUCCAGGAUCGAGACCUUCCGGGACCUGUACCGCCUCUGGGGAAUCUGGCAAGCCACAGGACGAAGGCCCCACACCCUGGAGACCUGGCAGUUCACAACCAUCUGCGACGACUUCUUCAACUCUGUGUCCACCGCACUGAGCCAACCCGCCUGGCUCAAGGGCAGGUACAUGCUGGUGCGCUACGAGGACCUGUCCAGGAACCCUCUGCAGAAGACCAAGGAGAUCUACGACUUCGUGGGUCUGAGCAUGACUCCGAGCGUGGAGGAGUGGAUCCGCGUCAACACCAGGUCCACCAGCGAGGUCAAGGACAAGUACGGCACCAGGCGCGACUCCGCCGCCAACGCCGAGAGCUGGCGCCUCAAGCUGCCCUUCGACAUGGUGGAGUUCAGCCAGGGCGUGUGCAAGCGGGCCCUGUGGCAGCUCGGGUACCGCGAGGCCCGGUCCGCCCAAGAGCUCAGGAACAUGAACGUCUCUCUGGUCCAAGACAAAACUUUUGUACCGGGUCUCCAACCUGCAGCUCGGGAGCUACAGCAGCUCUCCACUCCCUUAAGCCUUAGUCACAAUAACCCACACGGGUCCACGGGCAGUUCACGGAUUUUGGCCAAGUCUGUACGGGACUCGCAAGUGGCCCGUACAAGACUCCGAGCUCGUAAACGCCCGCUGAGUCUGUAG
Molecule: messenger RNA, 1416 nt
Organism: Boleophthalmus pectinirostris (great blue-spotted mudskipper)
Lineage: Eukaryota; Metazoa; Chordata; Actinopteri; Gobiiformes; Gobiidae
Gene: chst1
Product: carbohydrate (keratan sulfate Gal-6) sulfotransferase 1
Exons: 6
Coding region: 1-1416 (471 amino acids)
Biological process (GO): carbohydrate metabolic process; keratan sulfate proteoglycan metabolic process; N-acetylglucosamine metabolic process
Cellular component (GO): Golgi membrane
Molecular function (GO): N-acetylglucosamine 6-O-sulfotransferase activity; keratan sulfotransferase activity
Source: RefSeq, a predicted model, not a curated record